Molecule: messenger RNA, 468 nt
Organism: Rotaria sp. Silwood1
Lineage: Eukaryota; Metazoa; Rotifera; Eurotatoria; Philodinida; Philodinidae
Source: the annotation of a GenBank genome assembly
AUGCUUUUUGCUAUAUCUGAUGUAGCAAUCGGAGAUCGUAAUGAACAAGCAAAAGGCAUUCGAGCAUUAUUAGAUACAGUUAUACAAGCUCUGCCACAAGUUGGAAAUUUGGGUCUUUUAUUUUUUCUUCUUUUCUUCAUAUUUGCUGCACUUGGUGUUGACUUAUUUGGAAAAUUAGAAUGUAGUGAAAAACAUCCAUGUACUGGAUUUGAUAAACAUGCACAUUUUAAAGAUUUUGGUAUGCCUUUUUUAACAUUAUUUCGUAUUGCAACUGGUGAUAAUUGGAAUGGAAUAAUGAAAGAUGCAUUACGUCAAGAUGAUUCUCCGCAUGAUGGAAAAAAACAUUUAAUGACAGCAUUAGCACCAACUUAUUUUGUUAUAUUUGUUCUUAUGGCACAAUUUGUUCUUGUUAAUGUUGUUGUUGCUGUUUUAAUGAAAAAACUUGAUGUACAUAUUGAGAGAGGUUAA